Messenger RNA from Amoebophrya sp. A120, 4119 nucleotides. NCBI's taxonomy places the organism in Eukaryota, Dinophyceae, Syndiniales, Amoebophryaceae. The record is from the annotation of a GenBank genome assembly.
UCUAGCUCCGGCGUUGGUCUCGAGAAAAAAAUUUCCACCAAAUGGCACUGCUUGUUUUCGUAUCUUGCUUCUGGACUCACUUUCUGUUACGUAUGUUAGAACUCCAGCACGAACAGAAAUAAAAAUGUUAUUUACCAGCUUUUAAUUGAAAGUAAGUGCAAGUGGAUCCAUUCCAUUGCGCGAAGUAGCGAAAUAGCUGCAUUGAGAUAAUCUCAAAAAAAAAGAAAGGAGUCCGACAAGCCGAACUCUUAAGAUUCGAGAAUAACAACUACAACAACAGGACGCACAUACACGCAGCGUCAACAUUUGCACCGACUGUCAAGGUCGCAACAGAGAUCAAAAAAUGCCCUCCCAGAGCAGCAGCAGCAGCUCCACGGCCCCGCACGGGGGGACGCUCCUCUGGGGCAUGCCGACCGACCGGGUUCUGGCGGAUUUUGGUGGCACAAAUAAACAAGCUGGAUCAAGUUCCACUUCCUCCCCAACCGCAUCAGAAAUCCUAAGCGAGUUUCACGACAACAUGUGCUCGCUGCCGAACGUGGAGAAGGUGUCGGCUUAUAGCGUGAAAAGGAUUGAGGAUCCAGAAAAUUACGUCGUGGGGAGUGACGAGACCUUGAUUAUGGAAGGGUAGUAGGAGUCUGACUCGUCAGCGGGGAGGUCUUUGAAUUUGUAUUGCAGAGAAGCAGCCUCUAUUGGCCUUAAAGGUCCUACUUCGCAUGACAAAUUCAGUUAUUGUCAUGAUCAUUGACAUUGCUGACUUGAGUCAGUGUUUCCGUACCAUACUCCUGGUCGCGUUUGACGAGCUGCCAAUGAAGUUUGACCAGGUACAGAGGAGGAGGACUAAAUAAUUUGGAUUUGUAUUGCACUGUGCGCAUGUACUUUUGAAUGUGUGAUGCCAAUGAAUUUAGGAUCAAGAAUGCGCAUGAUACCAUCUUCGAUGAAUUUGAAUUCCACCAAGAAAGAGAUAAGAGAAACUAAUACUGACUACAGCUAAUGUGGAUGGGGCAGCGGCUGGCACAGGCGGAGGCUAUCAAAUGCGGCGCGUCGGGGAGGCUAUUUCUCCUGGGUUCGUCCUCUUUGUCGCUACUUGCAUGACCAGAUGAUUACUAGCACCACCCAACAUGAUGAACAAGAUUCUGGACAGGAACAUGCAUGAUAUCAGAGGACAAACAAAAGUCGAAUUCGUCGCGCUGCGUCGAAUCGACGCAGAUAUUAGAGGUACUAAACCCCUCCUAUAUCAUUUCACUUUCAUAAACCCCGAAAACGCCAAGCUGAUGCAGGAUUUUCUCGAGGCUGAGCUGAAGUGCGCGGAUCUAGAGGAUGCGAUGAAAGAAUUGAGGACGAAAAGAACGCCUUUUGAAAUGCAGGAGAAGAACAUAGAGCUGAAGAAACAAGUAAGGCGGCUGGAGGUAUGAUUUUAUUUGAGCUGUUUUUUGUCAUGUGCACAUGUUGGCAUGCGUUGUUGUUAUAUCACGUCAUGGUAAUUUGUCAUGCGGAAUGGUGAUGCAAUGAAUUAUCCAAGCACAAGCCAUGACCUAUGCCUAAGUAUCUCGCAAUACAAAGGUAAUUUCACAUUACAGGACCUCAACAAGAAGCUGAGCGAGGCCCAUUUGAUCCACGACCAGCAAAUAGCCGCGAACUCGAUCCAAAACCUGGUAAAGUUCAACACCGGCUGGUUCCUCUUGCAUGUUGUCCACGCAUCACAGAUUUGGUCUAUUUUCCAGUUUCUGCAUGACAAAGCUCAACACAAAUAAUUUUUGACGCACAAACAGGAGCUGGUCCAGCUGAAGCAGCAGAUGAUCCACCAGGCAACGAAGUUAGUCGAGGAAGAGGAACGAGCUGAGGAAGCGAAAACAGCAACACAAGUUGAUGUUCCAGCAGGAACAAAAAUAACCGACGCGCCCCCGCACGCCGCUUCCGCAGACGACGACGGUACGGCGGGGUUGGGUUUCAAACCACCAGACCGCAUUGCGGAGAAGCAAGCGGAAGGUGUUAUUCCACAGGCGAAAACUACUUCGGGAACAUCAUCCAAGACUUCUUCUUCGCCAAACCCGAAAGUCAGCUCUGCGAAAAAGCAGUUUGUCAAGCCGGUGAUCAGGGACUCUGUGACGAAGGAGGAGGAAAACAGUACGACCCCGCCGCCAGUCCAGCUGAGGCCAAAGACGCCACUGUCUCAAGGAUCCCCAGGGAAGAACAACUUUGGCGUAGUAAAGCCUCCAAUGAUCGACCUCGGAGCUGCUACAGGAACAGCACAACCCGCCCCCGCGAGCUCGCGUUCUCAAAAUUCGUCUUCCCAACCCCAGGAUUCGGCGCGGAGCUCUUUGCCCGGGGAGAGUCAGACGGAGGAUAGUGAUGCGACGCCGAUGAACUCUGCAGUUGGUGGUACAAAUAACGGGAAACCGAAGGACAAUCUGACCGGUAGCGCCGCAUCGUCCUCUUCGACCUCAACCGCGAAGAACAACGCGAAGAAGUUGAAAAAGAAGCGAAAAAACCAGGAAAAGCAGGCGCAGGCCAGUGCGCGUGGGGGAAUCGAACAGCAAGAUGCCGCCGCUGACGCGACUUCUACGAUGAAUGCUGCACAACUAUCAGCGUCGAGACCAAAGGCGAAAGUGAAAAUGCCGAUACUGAACAUCCAGGAGAUGUAUGGAUUGCAAAAGUAUCUUCGUACACGUACUUGUAUAAAUGCAUUACAAAUUAGUCCAGCAUCACAAAUUAAAUUUGUAAUGCUGAUCUGUCUUGAGAAAGAGAUUUGUAUAUGCAUAAUUGCAAUCACUACGGGCACGAUGCUUUUGCACAGGAUGAGAUGCAACAGAAUCCGAAAGUCACGCUAUCAAAUGCAAAAGUGUCUGGGUCUGAAGAGUGCAAGUUUGUCAUGCUUGUCUGGCAUGACUGAAGAAUCUGUGUUGCAUAGCCACGAUGAAGAGGCCCUCUUACCUGUGAUGCAAAAACGCAGUUUGCUAUGCGGAAUACGUAAGACAUGGCAGCCAAAAAUAAAUUUGUCAUGCAUAGCUGCGUACUGCAGUGCGUUUAUCCUUUACUUUUAGCAUUACAAGUUUUCAGACCCAGACAUAUUUGCGAUCCAUACACGCUGGGAGCGGACGAGAGCGGUGGCGAUGGGACACCGGCAGAACGAUCGGCGACGGAAUACACGCCGCCUGAUACGCCAAGUGAGCCGGCCAGUAGUGGAAGGGUAUCAGUUUAAGUGAUGAAAAUGUUCAAAAUAUUUUCGUUGUAAUGCAAGCCGCUUCAAUUUAGAUUUUUCUCCGCUUGGACCACCAGCAUGCUACUGUGCAAUACAAAAACACACCAGAGCGACAACCUGCCAACCACGAUUCCGGCGAACAAACCGCGACCUAAUUUCGUUCCAGCGCUCGGCAUAUCAAAGGCAAAUAUGUCUGGGUCUGGAAGGAUGCAACUUGUGAUGCUGUUUUUGGAUUCUAGGAAAAUUUGUAUUGCAUGACAAGCAAGAGGGGUCCAGUUUGUGCUACGUCGCGGACAGGGCAUUUCUAAUUCCGAAGGCGCAUCAGGGAGCCCUCCAAAAGUCUGUGAUGCUAGGUCAUGCAUUACAGGCAUCAUGGGUCAUGAGAAAUAUGCAUGACAAGUCUUGCAUUCUUCCAGACCCAGAGGACAUAUUUGCAGUUGAUACGGCAAAAUGCCGGGUAGGUCGUUAGACACCGGGGAAAACGUGCCGGAGACGCCACGAGGCACCGCGGGGCAAACAAACGGGAAAAGCGGUGGUGGGGCGGGAAAGAUGAUGUCACCGGUAAAUGAGACGCCGGAGGGGACGCCACCGUAGAUUGGCUACCAGGAGAGAACAAGUCAAUUGAUGGUCAACAUGUUUACAAAAGUACAAUACGGAUCCAGUCUGAAGAACCCGAUACCACUGAACUAUUUGCAAAAUCAGAAGUCAAACAAGCCUAGUAUCCAAAUUUGAACAGCAUGCAACGAAGACAGUUUAUCGUAUCAAAGAACUAAGUACGUACAACUUAAUUUUUUUGAAAACAAAAAUUCGCGAUAGUUGGACGUUUGCGUCGACGGACGAAAUUCCACGAGCUGGAUCUGGAAAUUACAAAAAGGACCUCGACGAUCGAAGCUAGAGCCAAUUAUUUAUCAGAACAGAUA